This is a messenger RNA of Anguilla rostrata (American eel), 1933 nucleotides long. It is a transcript of the gene rbm18, whose product is annotated as RNA binding motif protein 18. Bases 1 to 567 code for a protein of 188 amino acids. The record is from RefSeq and is a predicted model, not a curated record. Gene Ontology annotation, molecular function: RNA binding. The transcript has 5 exons. Lineage: Eukaryota; Metazoa; Chordata; Actinopteri; Anguilliformes; Anguillidae.
AUGCAGUCAGCAGCAGAAACUUUGGAGAAUGCCUCCAUCCUAUCGGAAAGCUCGUCGCAAGAGGGACAUCGCCUGUGGAUCGGCAACAUUGACCCCAAAAUCACAGAGUACCACCUGGUGAAGCUUCUGGAGAGGUUUGGCAAGGUGAAGCAGUUUGAUUUCCUUUUCCACAAGUCUGGCCCCCUGGAGGGCCAACCCAGAGGGUACUGUUUUGUCAAUUUCCAGACUAAAGAGGAGGCGGAGCGAGCGAUCCAGUGCCUGAACGGGAAGCUGGCCUUGUCUAAGAAGCUUGUGGUUCGCUGGGCUCAUGCACAAGUAAAGAAGUUUGACCAGUUCCGAGGGGACAAAGCCAUGCCGGCCAGUCUGGAGCCCUCGUCCAGUGCAGAAGAGCUGCCCACUUCCCUGAGCGUGAACGCCAAGAUCCGCGCCAUCGAGGCCAAGCUGCAGAUGAUGGACGAGAAGCCGGACGAGGAGUACUCCGGCCCGUCGAUGUACCUGUACAACAAGCCCCCGGAGAAGAAGCGCCCGGCCCCCUACACCAAGUUCGGCCGCAAGUUCAGGCGGUGACACGGCCCGCGUCGCCACGGUCACAUUCCGCUGCGCGCUCGCUGUGAAGGACUGUGCCUUCCUGAGGCCUCCUGUGUUUGAACCCGCAGGACCCGCGCAUAGAGUGCUCACACUGAAACUGUCUUCUGCUCCGUGAUCACGCUGUAAUAUAUGAGGUUUGUGAGAGAGGAGUCGGGCCAAACACCCUCUGAUCGUCUGGCUCUGGGUGUGUCGGUCGGCCAUCACAGGGCUCUAGUGCUCCCCUUUUAGGGGCAUUUCCUCCUGAAAGCUGAUGUGUGCUAACCGGAUGCAUCAGUGUGCUCGGGAGCCCCUGUACCCCUUGGAAUAAACGUUAGCGUAGAGCCCUGCAUCGGGCCACAUGUUUGGCUCUGAUGCUAGCAGAAUAACGAUGCUCGCUUUUUAUCGGUGAGAUUUUUUGCCUUUCAUUUGUUACAUGUGGUCCUUUGUAGAACCGUUUUUAUUUUUAGGAUGGUUUUUGUAUUCCAGUUUUGUACCAGUUUAGCUGGAAUAUUUUAAUAGGUAUAUCUUGCUAUUCUAUGACAUCUUUUCCAUUGCCUAAUCAUUCACAUUUAUGAGCGCUUGUGCAUACUGAUUUUUCCUAACUUUAGAUGAUCUGGAGUGUCUGGUUUAUUUUAUCUGCUUUUUUCCUGGACUAAUCUGCUCACUCUGAAGACACUGACGAAGCAAUGGACUUGUUGGUCUGUAGUGAAACAGAAGACAUUCUCAUCCACAGCAUUGAAUUAUGCACUGCAAAUAGAGGAAAUCAGGGUGACUCAGAUGGUUCUUAAUGACCCAGAGUAUCAAAAUAUCUUCAUCUUUCUUCCCAGAGUCUCAGUCCCAAAUGGGUAAACAUCAUUAACCAGUGUGAUUAAAUUUGCAUUAUGAAAGGAUACAUUCUGUUCUGUUUGCCCAAUGCACGUCUCACAUGUUCUGUACACUUAUGUUUCUUCUCCUUUUGGCCAAUGAUGGUGUCUCUCAAUGUGUUGCAGUAGUUCAGACUUAAAGAACAGCUUCUGUGUGAUGUUUGUGUCCUGCUUCAGAUUCAAUGCACAGUAUCUCCUGACUACCGGCAUACGGUCAUAUUAUAACCAGACACUCACGCCGUGAUGCUCAUCACUUUGCUCAACUUCCUGUUUCUCCUGAAGGGCGGCAGUGGAAACACGGUGCCGAAACACGCUCGUAGUUACAAAUGCGUGUGGUUAUCUGGAUAUCAGUGGUCAAUGGAAAGGCUUGACAAAGCAAUCAUCAUUCAAUCCAGAUGCGAUUGCUGUGGUCAACUUGACAGCGAAAACGCUCCAUUGCAAUUUUGCCUUUUGAGUUAUUUGGUAAUUGAAUUGAAUAGGAACAAAUAAAUCAAGCAAGUGAA